Messenger RNA from Solanum stenotomum, 871 nucleotides. RefSeq lists its product as uncharacterized. NCBI's taxonomy places the organism in Eukaryota, Viridiplantae, Streptophyta, Magnoliopsida, Solanales, Solanaceae. The transcript has a single exon. The record is from RefSeq and is a predicted model, not a curated record. Bases 78 to 638 code for a protein of 186 amino acids.
UCAAUUAGCAACAACAACAACAAUUCUCACACACACCAAAAAAAAAAACUACAAAUUUCAAUUUUACAUAUAGAGAAAUGGAUCAAAAUUUGGUAGUGGUAGGAAAGAAGUUUUGGAAAAUUGUUCGAGUAGCGUUAUGCAUGUUAAGAAAAGGCAUAUCAAAGCAAAAAAUAAUGCUCGAUAUCAAAUUAAUGAUGAAGCGUAGCAAGAUUAGUAGUUACAAAGCUGUGGUCCAAAAUCUCAUGUUCCACUUCCACCACCACAACCAAAACCGCCGCACCGACCACGUCAAGAGUGGUAAUUUACCAUUUUGCCCUCCACAUGAGGAUGAGUAUUAUGAGUUCAGCUGCACUAGCAGCCCAAAUUUGGACAUGAAAAAACACACUGCUACCGAAGAGGAUGUUGUGGUGAUGAAUGCGGCGGUAAUGAGAGCCGCAUUGGAGAUAAUUAAGGGUGAAAUAACGUCACCUGAUAAUUAUUUUCGUGGAUUUGGGAGACAGUUGAGGGUUACUGACUCGCCUUUUCCGGUGAGAGAUGAGGUGGAAGAAGUGGAUAAUCACGUAGAUGAGAAAGCUGAUGAGUUUAUCUCAAAGUUCUAUAGAAAUUUGAGACGACAAUCUUCAUUUUCUGCUUCAUAAUUGUUAUUGUUAGUAGUAUACAAUGUAUGCAUGUUUUUCUUCAUUUGCAAAAGCAAUUUUAUUAGAUUUUUUGCUUUUGUGUGGGGUAGCUUAUAAUAUUAACAAAGAAAUACAGAAAACUUGUGAGGAUUGGAAGUUGUGGAUAGUGUGUGCUUAUUUGCUUCAUGUAAUUGAGUUUUUCACAAAAGAAGUUGUGUAAAUACAACAAAAUCCAAAUAAAACAAUGAAUCUUU